Molecule: messenger RNA, 393 nt
Organism: Caenorhabditis elegans
Lineage: Eukaryota; Metazoa; Nematoda; Chromadorea; Rhabditida; Rhabditidae
Gene: Y54F10BM.22
Product: Neuropeptide-Like Protein
Source: RefSeq, marked reviewed
CUAUGUAAAAGUUCAAAAAAACAUGCGAAAAACUACAGUAACCUUAUUAUUUUUGAUAUUUUUUAUUCAAAUUUCUGAAAUUCUGACUCUACCUAUCAAUUAUGGUGCAUCGUUGAACUCUGUACACUCGGAUGACCUGAGUGCUGAGGAUUAUCAAGUUUUGAGGAAAAAUGAGACAAAAAUUGAAAGAAUCCACAGAAUUCAGCAAUUUUUCAAAGCGGAGCACCACGAAUCCACGUGGCGAGACUCGAUUUGCAGUGCAUUCCACUCGUUUUCACUGUUCCCGCCAAACUGCUUUGCGGCUCCGCCAAACGACAAAUAAAUCGAUAUUAUUGAUUUAUGAAAUGACAUGAUUUUUUUCUACGACGCACAAUAAAUUUUUGUGAUUUUCUG